This is a messenger RNA of Effrenium voratum, 2045 nucleotides long. Lineage: Eukaryota; Dinophyceae; Suessiales; Symbiodiniaceae. The record is from the annotation of a GenBank genome assembly.
UGGCUCUCUACAGUUCUUUGCGAGCCACUGGUCCGCAAGGAUUUGUCCGCUUCAAUGUUAGCUGGGCUGGCUGCCAGGUUGCUGCUGGCCAUUUUGCCUGGAAUUUUGGCCUUCAAAGCUGGAGAUGCCACCAGCCACGGGCUGCGCGUGACAAGCGCCAGGUUCCAGCAUGUGAAGGAUACCGAAUCAUCGUCCAGCUCUCGGAAACACAGCUUUCUUAGAAAGUUCAAAGGUCGAUCAGCCUUCUUGCGCUCCCGAAGCGUUGCCAUUAUCCCGCAGCCAAAGACGAUGGACUUGCUUGGCGGGGAGGAUUUGGUGUUGACGACUGGGGCAGCCGUGCGCGUGUCCACCCCGAGCUUGGCGGAUUUGGCGGCGCUGCAUGGCGUGCUGGGCAAGGCAGGCUUGAAGGUGGACACCCGCGCCGAUUUGCCUCAGUUCCUCUUGGUGCGGGAGGGCAGCGACAAUGCUGAGAAGUACACACUGUCCGUAUCCUCUGCAGAUAAGGUGGUGCGGAUUGGGGCUUCUAGCAGCCACGGCCUCUUCAACGGCUUGAUGACGUUGCGGCAACUGCUACGUCGAGGUGCGGCCGGGACCUGGCGGCUGCCCCAGGUGCAGAUCAGCGAUGAACCUGUGCACGAGUGGCGGGGCCUGAUGCUUGACGUCAGCCGUCACUUCUUCAAUGCCAGCGAUGUGAAGCAUCUCCUGGACACAAUGGCUUUGUACAAGCUGAACCGCUUUCACUGGCACCUCUCUGACGAUCAGGGUUGGCGCAUGCCAGUGGCAAAGUACCCCAGGCUGACACAGGUGGGAGCGUUUCGGGAAGAUGGCCAUGGCUCCGACGCUCGUUAUGGAGGCUUCUACAAUGAAGACGAGGUGAAGGAUAUCGUUGCUUACGCGAAGUCGUUGCACAUUGAAGUGGUCCCAGAGCUCGAUUCACCUGGCCACAUCCAGGCAGCCGUGGCUGCGUACCCGGACCUCGGGAAUGCGCCUGCGGUGGUUGCCACCCAGUUCGGUGCUCUGGAACACACCAUGAAGCCUUCAGACCAGAGCAUGAACUUCAUGGCUGACGUGAUUUCAUCCACUGCUCACCUGGUGGAUUCCGAUUAUUUCCAUGUGGGCGGUGACGAGGUUGUCACUGGGCAGUGGUCUACCUCACAAGCCGCGCAAACAUUUCUCGCAGAGCACCACAAAAAGCGACUGGAAGAUAUUGCCAGCGUCAUGACCAAAAGUGCAGUGGCUGCCGUGAACAAGCUUGGUCGACGUGCUGUGGUGUGGGAUGAUGCGAUGAGCAGGGACCUGCCGAAGGACACCGUUGUCAUGCUGUGGCGCUCAUGGCUGGGUGUAGGCCGUUUGGCGGAAGAGGCCGCCAGCCGCGGCCAUGCGGUCGUGAUGUGUCCGCAAGACCGCACGUACCUGGACCAGUUUCAGAGCAAGGGCGGGGCUUCCGAUGCUUUUGGCGCCAUUGGAGGCUUUCUGGAUCUCCUGAAAGUCUACGAGAUGGACUUCGACGGCCACGGGGCCGCGGUGCUCGGGGGCCAGGGCCAGCUCUGGACGGAGUACAUCGAGGACCGACGGAACCUGGACUACAAGGCAUGGCCACGGGGCAUCGCGCUGGCGGAAGCCACGUGGAGCGCGGCGCGGCGCCCCGGCUUCGACGACUUCCAGCGGCGCCUGGCGCUGCACCUGGAAGAGUUGCGCACGUCGCAGGUGAAUUUCCGCGAGGCGGACGGCAAGCAGGCGCUGCCUCGCAGCCAAGUCUUGGAGGAAAAGAGCCCCCAGGCCACGCCCAGGCCACCUUCGAAUGCUGUGCGUACCCAAGAGCAACCGGUCCACGAAAGCUGGCUGCGGUCAAUCGUGGAGGGUCCAAUGCUUCGGCAGACGGCGGUCCACGUGCGCAACAGAGAGCUCAAGCAAAAGGCCACGAAGGCGACGGUGAGGAAAGUGCGUGCAGCGCUCCGGCCCACCCAUAGGCGUGUUGUCCUGCGCGGCUUUCAUAGGAGCAAGGGAUAGUGGCUUGCCAAUGCGCAAACAGCGAAGCACGCUGG